This is a messenger RNA of Colletotrichum aenigma, 339 nucleotides long. RefSeq lists its product as uncharacterized. The record is from RefSeq and is a predicted model, not a curated record. Bases 1 to 339 code for a protein of 112 amino acids. NCBI's taxonomy places the organism in Eukaryota, Fungi, Ascomycota, Sordariomycetes, Glomerellales, Glomerellaceae. The transcript is spliced from 2 exons.
AUGGCCAAAAUAACCAUCCGUGACGCGUCCACUGCCGAAGACGACGUCGCCUUCAUCGUCGCAGCCUUCGACUCGACUCUCGCGCCCCUCGCGGCGCUCGGCAGCGGCGCGAUGUGGGGCUCCACGCCCUUCUCGCAGAAGGACGGCUUCGUCGAAGAAACAAUCAAGGAUGUGCGGACUUCGGAGACGUACCAGGUCACGGGAGAGGGGGAGGAGGCGCUGCGGAUUUUCGUGGCGGAGGUUGAGCUUGAGGAUGGGACGGAGGCGGGGGCGGGGCUGCGGUGCCGGGAGGCCGGGGAUGGGAGGCGGUAUCUUCCUGUCGGGAUGGCGAUGGGUUGA